This is a messenger RNA of Phyllostomus discolor (pale spear-nosed bat), 1780 nucleotides long. It is a transcript of the gene IZUMO1, whose product is annotated as izumo sperm-egg fusion 1. Gene Ontology annotation, biological process: sperm-egg recognition; heterotypic cell-cell adhesion; fusion of sperm to egg plasma membrane involved in single fertilization. The transcript is spliced from 9 exons. NCBI's taxonomy places the organism in Eukaryota, Metazoa, Chordata, Mammalia, Chiroptera, Phyllostomidae. Gene Ontology annotation, cellular component: acrosomal membrane; plasma membrane. The record is from RefSeq and is a predicted model, not a curated record. The coding region runs from base 509 to 1780 and encodes 423 amino acids. Gene Ontology annotation, molecular function: protein binding involved in heterotypic cell-cell adhesion; signaling receptor binding.
AUCAGACUCAGAGUUGGGCUCCUGGGCGGGGCCAAGGAAGCCCCUCACGUAACAUCUCUUGGGAAUUUCGGGUACCAAGUAGGAAGCUAGAUAGAAGGCGGAGGCUGUGGGAGUUACCUUGUAGAUGGAAGUGAACUGUGACUUUGACCCCAGUCAAAUCUCUAUACUGCGCAACCAACCUCACCCUCGCCUCUAACAAAAUCCUUAAUUUCAGUAGUGGGAAAGUAGUAGAGUGGAAGGGUGUGGCCCGGUCUUCCUCUCUCAAAGCCCUGGGAACCUGGACUCAGCUCUUCAGCGAACCCUACUGUUUGAGGUUACAAGCCUCUGGAGAUCGGCAGCGUCUGUUCAGGGUGCAUCAGGACUCCUCGGUUCCCUAAUGAGAAUUGUGCUCCCUGCAAAUUGGGGGUCCAUUAGUCUCGGGGUAGGGCAUCUCUUCAUUUAGCGCUCACCUCCUCGGGGUGAGAGGACUCUUCCCAGGGGUCUGCGCAGAUUGAGCGCUCCGGCCUCAAUGGGGCCGCGGCUUUCCCUCCUGGUAGGGGCGCUGGCCAGCUGCCUGCUUCCUGCCUUGGGUUGUGUCAUAUGUGAUACAAAGGUCGUGGAGGCGCUAAACUCCUUGGAGACGGAUUACUUGCCAGGCCACCUGGGGGCUGAGCAUCACAAAAACGUGAUGAAAAGGUUAAAGCAGGCCGUGCAGGAUUUCAAGGAGCUGCCGAUUGACGAGGAUUCCUAUAUGGGGGUCGUCGAUGAGGCCACACUGGAAAAGGCAUCCUGGAGUUUGCUGAAGGAUCUGAAACGCAUCACGGACAGUGAUGUAAAAGGUGAGCUCCUGGUGAAGGAGCUGUUCUGGAUGCUGAGCCUGCAAAAGGAUACCUUUGCCCGCUACGUUGCUCGGUUCCAAAAAGAGGCUUUUUGUCCCAACAAAUGUGGUAUGAUGCUGCAGACUCUGAUCUGGUGCAGUACCUGCCAGAAGCAGGUUCACGCUUGUCGGAAGUCCUUGGAUUGUGGGGAGCGCAUAAUCAAGGUCCAUGAAAUGGAAGACAUGAUCCUGGACUGUGAGCUCAACUGGCACCAAGCCUCUCAAGGCCUGACCGAUUACAACUUUUACAGGGUUUGGAGGAACAAGUCUGAGACCUUGGUAUCCAAGGGGAAAGAGCCCACCCUGACAAAGACCAUGGUGGCUCCGAAGGACGCGGGGACUUACCGCUGCCAGCUGGACACCGUGAAAUCCAGCCCCGCCACGGUCAUCCGUUUUCACGUCAAAGUGUUGCCCAAAAGACUCGUGGAGGAGACAUCAUCCUCAGACACCAUGAACCAGGCUGGGGUGGCCCCGGAUGGGAUCACUCAGCGUCCCACCAAGCUGUCCACAGCCCUCCAGCCCCUGUCACCACAGUCUCCGAAGGUGGAGAAUGUGCUGGGAAGACUGCUGGUCGGGAUGCUGAGCUGGGGCUUCAUGGUGCUGAUUGCCAGCAUCACCAUCCUGAUACUUUGCUAUUGGGCUGAGAAGGACCCUUCGUACUUCAUGGAUGCUGUGAAGCACUGGUUCGGCAAUGGCAAGAAAGAUGCUCCGAGCUCCACGGAUGCUGCGAAGCACUGGUCUGGCAAUGGCGAGAAAGAUGCUCCAAGCUCCACGGAUGCUGCGAAGCACUGGUCUGGCAAUGGCGAGAAAGAUGCUCCGAGCUCCACGGAUGCUGCGAAGCACUGGUCUGGCAAUGGCAAGAAAGAUGCUCCGAGCUCCAAUGUUCCAGAGACAAAGACCAACAUCAUCUUGAGGAGUCAAUAA